AUGGGAGGAAAUGCUGCUGAUGCUUUGGUUGCAACUGAGUUCUGUAUCGGCGUUAUUGGAAUGUACCAUAGUGGAAUUGGCGGAGGUGGUUUCAUGCUCGUGAAGUCACCAAAUGGCACCUAUGAGUUUAUCGAUUUCCGAGAGACAGCUCCGGCGGCGGCUUUUGAGGACAUGUAUAAAAAUAAUGAGGACGCGUCUAUAUAUGGCGGACUAGCCAGUGGAGUACCAGGUGAAGUCCGAGGCCUCGAGUACCUCCACAAGAAAUACGGUUCCCUUCCGUGGUCGACAGUCCUGCAACCCGCUAUCCGCACUGCUCGCGAAGGAUUCCCCGUUACAGCAGACCUGGUCAAAUAUAUGAAGUCCGCCGUCGGCAAUGGAGAAGACUUCUUAUCCAAAAACCCGACAUGGGCAAUUGACUUCGCUCCAAAUGGAACCAGACUCGGACUCGGUGAUACAAUUACUCGUCGCAGGUAUGCGGAUACUCUCGAGGCGAUUGCAGAGCGUGGUCCGGAUGCAUUUUACACAGGAUCUAUUGCCGAGACUAUGAUCAAUGCGUUGCAGAGUGAGAAUGGGACAAUGACGCUGGAUGAUUUGAGCAAUUAUACUGUUGCUAUUCGGAAUAUCUCACAGAUUGACUACCGUGGGUAUAAGGUUACCAGUACCUCUGCCCCGUCUAGUGGUAUUGUCGCUAUGAGUAUCCUGAAGAUUCUGGGGACAUAUAAGGAUUUCUUCGCGACUGAAGAGGAUGUUCACUUGAGCACUCAUCGGAUGGAUGAGGCGAUGCGAUUUGGAUAUGGAGAGAGAUCUAAAUUGGGCGAUCCCUUGUUUGUUGAUGGUAUGGCCGAAUACGAAACGGAGAUGCUUGACCAGUCUACGAUCGACGAUAUUAGGUCAAGAAUUUCGGAUGUUCGAACCCAGAAUGUGUCUGCUUAUGACCCGGCUGGAAUUGAAAGCCUGGAUACACCUGGAACUUCUCACAUCGCCGCCGCAGACCACACCGGUCUCGCAAUCUCAGUCAUUACAACAAUCAACCUCUUGUUCGGCAGUCAUGUCAUGGUCCCAGAAACUGGCAUUAUUAUGAACGACGAGAUGAACGACUUUUCCAUCCCCGGCUCAUCAAACCAGUUUGGAUAUAUCCCAUCUGUCGCAAACUAUGUGCGACCCGGGAAACGUCCCCUUUCUUCCAUCACACCCGCGAUAGUCACUCGCCCUGAUGGCAGUCUUUUCUUGAUUGCCGGAUCCGCAGGAGGCAGCCGCAUCAUCACUGCCACCGUGCAGAACAUCAUCCACUCCAUCGAUCAAGGCCUCUCGGCUGCCCAAUCUUUGGCCCAGCCUCGCUUGCAUGAUCAACUGGUGCCCAAUCAGGUCAGCUUCGAGUACGCUUAUAACAACGAUACGGUGGCCUUUAUGGCGGCUCGAGGACACAAUGUCACUUGGGUUGCUCCCGGUCAGAGCACUGCUCAACUCAUCCGCGUCUUGCCUAAUGGUACAUUUGAUGCGGCUGGUGAGCCGAGACAGCUUAACUCGGCUGGAUACUCUGUUUAG
Penicillium arizonense is the source of this 1545-nucleotide messenger RNA. RefSeq names its product gamma-glutamyltransferase. Gene Ontology annotation, cellular component: plasma membrane. The record is from RefSeq and is a predicted model, not a curated record. NCBI's taxonomy places the organism in Eukaryota, Fungi, Ascomycota, Eurotiomycetes, Eurotiales, Aspergillaceae. Gene Ontology annotation, molecular function: glutathione gamma-glutamate hydrolase. The transcript is spliced from 7 exons. The coding region runs from base 1 to 1545 and encodes 514 amino acids. Gene Ontology annotation, biological process: glutathione catabolic process.